This is a messenger RNA of Colossoma macropomum (tambaqui), 1261 nucleotides long. RefSeq lists its product as uncharacterized. Gene Ontology annotation, cellular component: membrane. The coding region runs from base 86 to 1192 and encodes 368 amino acids. Gene Ontology annotation, molecular function: G protein-coupled receptor activity. Gene Ontology annotation, biological process: G protein-coupled receptor signaling pathway. The transcript is spliced from 2 exons. NCBI's taxonomy places the organism in Eukaryota, Metazoa, Chordata, Actinopteri, Characiformes, Serrasalmidae. The record is from RefSeq and is a predicted model, not a curated record.
UACUUUCUUUAUGCAGCCUGCUUUCAUUGCUGUCUGCUCAGUAGUGUAAGCGAGUCGCACGCAGUGGAGUUGUUUUGGAAGAAGGAUGAACGGCACGCGUGGCCAUUCUGGGGGGACAAAGUGGGACCAUGAGGAGGAGCAGGUGGGGAGUUAUGCUGGUAUGGUGGGGGCCUGCGUGAUCCUGGCUGUGUGUUUUGUUGUGGGGGUUCCAGGGAACCUGCUGGUGAUUUGGACCAUCAUGAGGCACGUGAAGCAACGCUCUCACACUGUUCUGCUCAUUCUGCACCUAGCUGUCGCUGACUUGCUGGUGCUGGUCACUCUGCCUCUGUGGAUCUACUCUCUGGCUCAUUCCUGGGUGUUUAGCGAGGCCGUCUGCAAGGCCAUGGUGUACAUCAUCAAUGCUUGCAUGUAUGCCAGCGUCUUCCUCAUCACCAUCAUGAGUGUGGAGCGCUUCCUGGCCAUCCGGUACCCCUUCGCUUCGGCCAGCUGGAGAAGGAAGCAAGCUCUGAGUAAAGUGUUGCUGAUUGUGUGGGUGGCUUCAUUUCUUCUGAGCAUCCCUGUGAUAGUCACUCAGGUUUUGGAUAAAUAUCUGGGGAAAGAGCAGUGCCUGUUUCGCUCUUAUGAAUCUGAGAUGCAGGAGGCUGUGAUCCUGCUCUUUGAGUCUCUAAUGGGCUUUGUAAUCCCAUUCUCCAUCCUGGUGGUCUGCUAUGGCUGCCUCUUCAGUCGGAUUGCACAGAUGAACCUCCGAUCCAAGAAAAAGUCCACGGUCCUGAUCGCCAGUGUGGUGGUGCUGUUUGCUCUUUGCUGGAUCCCGCAUCAUAUCGGAAACUUCCUGUCUCUGGUGCACCUCACUCUCCAGGAAGACUCCCAGGAAGCAGAAACCCUCGGUAGUGCAGUGGAAGCCAUGACCAUUGUGGCAGGUGCUCUGGUCUUCGUCAGCAGCACUGUUAACCCUGUGCUGUAUGUUUUUGCGGCAAGAAACUUCCGCAGCUCUCUAAGGGACAUGGGCAUCCAGAAGCUGUUCCGUCACCUGUCCAGCACGGCCACAGGCGAGGGCAAUAAAGAGCUGUCAUAUGUGUCCAGGCGGCAAAGCUCUCAGACCACCACCUCUCAGUGCUGCACAGAGUCCAAAGCACAUAUAGAUCUGCUAGUAGACAUAUGCAACAAUGCGGCCACGCAAGAGUUUGCGUGAAGGUACUGAGUUGGACUGAAUAGAGUAUAAUCAUGAUUUCUAAAGUAAAAAGUGACGUUAUUAUAUCUA